AUGGAAUUCGACUACAGUCCAAUCACAGCAUCUCUGCCGGCUUUCCUGCCACCAGAAAACACCACCUACCGCGCACCAGAUACUAUUGACACCUUUCUGAACUACAACUAUCGCAAUCACAGUGACUGUCAGAUCUCAUCUCUCGACCUCCACUCGGCAUUUGCUCCACUAUGCAGGACCCGCGAGGACUUCACCCGUGCCUUCUCUAGUGGUGGACGCAUCGGAUUCAAUCAACCAUUCAUCCCGUUGGACUGCGAUAUGCGUUGGUUCACGACUGAAGAAAUCUGUGAGAUCUUCUCUCGGUUUCAAAAGGUCGUUGUGAUUGGAGAUAGCAUGAUGAGGCAUGUGGUUGGCGCCUUGAAUGUCCUUCUACGGAAAGAUCUCGGUUAUGGAGCUGUCACCAACUGGAAUUUCAAUGACCAAGAAACUCUCGAUUGCUUCUGCAACCACCAAAUGGAUGUGAAAGCAUGCUCUGUGCAAGGCAUCUUCAGCACAUCUUCCGUGCUCGAGCACGACCCAGACUCUCUCGCCUGCAACCAACCCUUCGACCUUGUCAUCGAAAUGAUGCUCCGCUUUCCGCUUGACCCGACCGAAGUCUCCCGUUUCCAAGACCUUCUCUCCCCCACGAAACCCAAGAAGCCAUACGCUUUCAUCUUCGGGCAUGGCCUCUGGAACGACCUUGACAUCCAAGCCUUCCUGAACUGGCUGGAUGGAAUCCUCGCGCACACGCUCGAAAAAGCGCCUUACCUGGAUCCUACUGGACGGUAUAAACGCGCAAAUCCACCGCUCUGGCCUCGGCUCUACGUCACGCCCAACUCGGCUGGGAUAAGAAAACCAGACAAUUGGCUGGUCAGCCAGGGCGAUAAGGCACUCAUGGUGUUUGAGGAAAGCAUGAGAUUCGAAGGCGCCAAACGCCAUGUCGAGACACUUGGUACCUGGAAUAUGAGUAUCCAGUCCAGCAAAUAUGACGGCGUACAUUUAGAUCUCAAGGGCAAUCUGGUGAAGGCGAUGGGCGUGGUUAAUUGGCUGAACCUCGUUGAGAUGAGCGAUUGGUAG
Messenger RNA from Exophiala aquamarina CBS 119918, 1056 nucleotides. RefSeq lists its product as uncharacterized. NCBI's taxonomy places the organism in Eukaryota, Fungi, Ascomycota, Eurotiomycetes, Chaetothyriales, Herpotrichiellaceae. The record is from RefSeq and is a predicted model, not a curated record. The transcript has 2 exons. Bases 1 to 1056 code for a protein of 351 amino acids.